AUGCCAGCAAGAGUUAUUACACACACAAAGUCCAAGACUUUAAAGCAAUUCACACAAGUAAGGGACUUCACACCGGCCCCAAAGGUGACUUUGAAGGAUGUGAACCAACACGUUGUUGCUGCGCAAUACGCCGUUAGAGGAUUGAUUCCAAUGAAGGCCGAGGAACUCCGUGAGAAGCUCACCAGCGACCCGGAUUCUUUGCCCUUUGAAAGCAUCAUCAACGCCAACAUCGGUAACCCUCAGCAGCUACAGCAACCACCUCUAAGCUUCUACAGAGAGGUGCUGUCUAUCUUGCAGAACCCAAAGCUCUUAGAAACUGAUUUGUACGCCAACGACGUUAAGGAAAGAGCACAGAAGCUGCUCAAUGCUGCCCAGAGCGUCGGUGCUUACUCACAUUCGCAAGGUAUCGCCUAUGUCCGUCACAGCGUUGCACACUUCAUCCAAAAGCGUGAUAACGGCGUGUUUGCUGACCCUUCAAACAUCUUCCUGACCACUGGUGCCUCUGAUGCCGUCAAGGCCGUGUUGGAGGUGCUGUUGACUGGUGAGAAAGACAACGGUGUCUUGAUCCCAAUCCCACAGUAUCCGUUGUACACUGCGGCAUUGGCUCUCAAGAACGCCACCCCAAUUCCAUAUUACUUGAAAGAAGAACAACAGUGGUCCACCGAUAUUGAGCACAUUGAUGAGCUCGUGAAAUCCGCAAAGAGUUUCGGCAUCACUCCAAAGAUCCUCGUUGUGAUUAACCCAGGUAACCCAACUGGUGCUGUGCUGACCCGUGAGGCUAUCAGAGAGAUCAUUGAAGUUGCUGCACAGAAUGGCCUUGUGAUCAUUGCAGAUGAGGUUUAUCAAGAGAACAUCUUUGACGGUGAGUUCUUCUCUUUCAAGUCCGUUCUUGCAGAAUUGCAAAAUGAGCACGCUGAGAAGUUUGAGAACGUUCAGUUGGCGUCCUUGCACUCCACCUCUAAGGGAGUUUCAGGCGAAUGUGGCCAGCGUGGAGGUUACAUGGAGCUCGUGGGCUUCAACUCAGAGAUCAAGCAACUCUUCCUCAAGUUGGCUUCCAUCUCCCUUUGUCCAGUCGUCACUGGUCAAGCUCUUGUAGAGCUGAUGGUUAACCCACCAAAAGAAGGCGAUGAAUCGUACGAACGUGACCAGGCUGAGAGAAAGGCCAUCCACGAUUCCUACAAGUCCAAGGCUGAAGCCAUGUACGAAGCAUUCUCAGAAUUGGAGAACAUUGAGGUUCAAAAGCCACAAGGUGCCAUGUAUCUGUUCCCAAGAAUCAUCCUCAAUGACGUUGUCAAGGAGGUUGCUGAGAGCCAUGGCCUCAAGCCAGAUGAGUUUUACUGUUUGAGAUUGUUGGAGGAAACUGGUAUCUGUGUGGUUCCAGGUUCUGGAUUCGGUCAAGUCGAAGGUACCUUCCAUGUUAGAACCACUUUCCUGCCUCCAGGUGAAGAAUGGAUUAAGCACUGGGCUACUUUCCACAAGGAGUUCAUGCACAAGUAUGCUGAGAUUUAA
Messenger RNA from Williopsis jadinii, 1509 nucleotides. Its product is annotated as PLP-dependent transferase. NCBI's taxonomy places the organism in Eukaryota, Fungi, Ascomycota, Saccharomycetes, Phaffomycetales, Wickerhamomycetaceae. Gene Ontology annotation, molecular function: pyridoxal phosphate binding; L-alanine:2-oxoglutarate transaminase activity. The coding region runs from base 1 to 1509 and encodes 502 amino acids. The transcript has a single exon. Gene Ontology annotation, biological process: biosynthetic process. The record is from RefSeq and is a predicted model, not a curated record.